Molecule: messenger RNA, 1082 nt
Organism: Ceratitis capitata (Mediterranean fruit fly)
Lineage: Eukaryota; Metazoa; Arthropoda; Insecta; Diptera; Tephritidae
Product: tubulin polyglutamylase complex subunit 2
Exons: 4
Coding region: 98-1063 (321 amino acids)
Biological process (GO): protein polyglutamylation
Source: RefSeq, a predicted model, not a curated record
UUAUUCUUUAUUGUUCAUUGCGUUAGGUACAUAUGCAUUUAAACACAAAGAUAAAACACCUAGAUAAAAGUUAAAAAUCAAAAAAGCAUUUUCAAAAAUGACGAAAAAGCUUGCUUCCGAAGAUAUUUUCUAUGACCAUUUAACUUUAGGCUUAAUGGGAACACUUGCUAAGAUACCACGAGUGUGCAAUGUUCGCUGCGAACACCGUAAGCCAUGUGAGAAGACUCAGAUUGUAAAUUGGGAACAACGACACACUAUGUAUUUGCCAGAAGACAUGAAAAAGUUUUAUUUAUCUUCAGAUGGAUUUCUAUUACAGUGGAGCUAUCAGUAUGCCCCUGGAGAUUUGCGACGUGUUGGUUACAUUCAUAUACCACCUCUUCAGCAAAUAACUUUGUUACGAGAGAGCGUUGAACCUUCCAGUAGUUCAGCAACGGCAAAUACAUCUGCUGUUUCUCUUUGCAAAAAUUUAUUAUCAACAACAAAACUUUCUGCACAGUCCGAAAAUUCUGGAGCAGGCCCGGUGGUAGAUGAUAUGGUAGGUGCAGUUGGGGGUAUCAGAAUUGUCGAUGAAGUUGGGACUAAUACUAUUGGGACGUUAGGUACUUCAUCACCAUUGCCGAAAAAGGAUCGCUGGAGUAAUCCAUUACCUAAUAUAACAACCAAGACAAAAAUAUUUGAAAUAAAUAACGUCAAUGAAGUAGCCAAAGUGUGUAUGCUUUUUGAAGCGAAUAGCUGUAACCUUCCAAAAUUCUACCUCUAUGAAUUGAACACAAUGAAGUGGACAUUUCUAUCUGACACAUUCAGCGAAUAUUUACGAAUGGCCAUUGCUCAUUUAGGUUUGCCUUAUUGGGAGCUUUGUUUCUCCAACAUAGGGCUACCAUCAUGGACAGAGCAAUUAUUUCUGUUGCUGGCGCCACAUUUAUUAGAGGACUAUGAGCCUCGUCAAGACCGUCAAGUUAAUCCAUCACCUGAACAUCCCUAUAACAUUAUCGAUUCAUCAGUUUUCCGUAUUAAACCAAAAACAUCUGUGAAAUCUGCUGUUUCAAGAAAAAAUGCAUCAUAAAUAAGGUUUCAAUGCCUCC